AUGAUCGGGAGCGUCCAGCACAUGAUCUCCCUGCUGAUCCUGCACGAGCUCCGCGCCGCCGCCGUUGGCUCCACAUGUCUCACCGCCGACCAGGUGAAGGCGCGCGAGGACAGGUUUGAACCCUACCUGAAGAAGCUCGACCAUCAGCGGCACGUCCGCGAGCAGCAGCAACAACACCUGGCCACGUGCGGACAGGCAGCCCGGGAAAUGCACGCGCUGAGCGGCCGCGCGCUGUCCCCGUGGAUGUACUAUGUAGACCACGAUGACAGCAGGUAUCCACCUGACAUCACCUUUGCCAAGUGCCUUUGUACGGGAUGCAUCAUCAAAGGGAGUGAAGACCAUAGCUACAACUCUGUGCUUCUCAUGGCUCCGCAGCUGGUCCUGAUAAAGACCAAGUGCAAGGACGGCACAAACACAUACUGGGUCAAAAAGACGCGCAUCGAUGUCCCCGUGGGCUGCACCUGUGCAAGACCCAUAAGUGGUAACUGAUCUCAGAAACUGAGCAUACACUCACACUGAAGCCCAUUUU
Molecule: messenger RNA, 529 nt
Organism: Archocentrus centrarchus (flier cichlid)
Lineage: Eukaryota; Metazoa; Chordata; Actinopteri; Cichliformes; Cichlidae
Product: interleukin-17C-like
Exons: 3
Coding region: 1-489 (162 amino acids)
Biological process (GO): inflammatory response
Cellular component (GO): extracellular region
Molecular function (GO): cytokine activity
Source: RefSeq, a predicted model, not a curated record